This is a messenger RNA of Podarcis muralis (Common wall lizard), 2243 nucleotides long. The record is from RefSeq and is a predicted model, not a curated record. NCBI's taxonomy places the organism in Eukaryota, Metazoa, Chordata, Lepidosauria, Squamata, Lacertidae.
CUGCCCUUUGGAGGAGUGGGGGGAGAGCAAGCAUGUUUCAAGGCAAGAGUACAUGAAGGAAGUGGAGAUCCCUUUGCUGUGGCUUUGCAGGGAUCCGGUUGGGUUGCAAGAAGAAACCUUUGAAGGGCUGGGACAGGAAAGCCGAUCAGCGGCCCGAACAGAUGCAUGCUCUACACACAUUAUGAGCUGCGAAGGCUGAGGAAGACAGGAAUCGCCGGAGAACGAGGCGUGCGUGUGACGGAUGGGACAAAGACAAUGCCAAGUAGGGAAGAAGAAAGCAGGACUUAUGGAUAUCCCAAGAAGCUGAAUGGUGGAAGAUUCAGGGCAGAUAAAGUACUUCUUUAUAUGCAGCACAUAGUUAAACUAUGGAACUCACUCCCACAGCAAGCAGUGAUGGCUGCCAGCCUACAAGGCUUUAAAAGACGGUACAACAACAUGAACAAAGAUAUAAAAGACAGCUUUCAGAAAAUAACAAGGAAUCAAGAUAAUCUGGGUGUUCAAGUCAUCCUGACCUGUCUUACUCAACAACACGUCCUCACAUAUAUGGAAGAUGCAGUGAGCCAGCUGUUGGAAAGCAGAGACGAUAUUAGUCAAUAUGGUAUUGCCAGAUUCUUCACUGAAUACUUUAACAGCGUACGGCAAGGAACUCAUAUUUUGUUCCGAGAAUUCAACUUUGUUCAAGCUACACCCCAUAAUAGAGCAUCCUUUCUAAGAACCUUCUGGCGAUGCUUCAGAACCGUGGGGAAAAAUGGAGACCUCUUGACAGCCAAGGAGUACCACUGCCUCCUGCAGCUGCUUUGCCCUGACUUCCCCAUGGAGCUUACACAGAAAGCAGCAAGGAUUGUUCUCAUGGAUGAUGCUGUGGACUGCUUGAUGUCUUUUUCAGACUUCCUGUUUGCCCUCCAGAUCCAGUUUUACUACUCAGAGUUCAUUGAAAGCGUGGCUGCCAUCUAUCAAGAGCUCUUGACGGGCAAGAACCCAAACACCGUCAUUGUGCCUACAUCAUCCUCUGGGCAGCAUCGUUCGCGCCAGACUCUAAGUGAGUGCAGCCAGCUCGAUGGGGUGGAGGCACCUGCAUUUUACCAGUGCCUUGAGUCUCUGUGUGACAGGUCCAAAUACAGCUGUCCCCCAUCUGCUAUUGUGAAGGAAGUUCUGAGCAGUGUGCAGAGACUGACCUUCUAUGGAUUUCUGAUGGCUCUUGCAAAGCAUCAUGGGAUCAACAGAGCCCUCGGUGCUCUCCCAGAUAAGGCAGACCUGCUGCUUGACCCACAUAUGGAUCAGGAACUGGAGAAACUGGUAGCUCAGGUUUCCGGACUCUCCCUUUCCAAUUCCAACCCUGCCAGCGGGGAUGCGACUAAUGUGCCUUCCCGCCCCUCUCUCCGACUCAGCUCCCCUUGGAGGCCUCUCCUCCACCGCCGGAAAAUGGAUGCGGAAAGCGAUGGCUCCACCGAAGAGACAGAUUCCUCUGAGAACUGAUGGGUAGAUAUGCAUGGGAGUACAAGCUUAUUUCCAGCCCUUGUAACUGAAGCCAUGUAGGCGUUGAUGAAACAUAGCUGUUUAAGCACCUUCCUCCACAAUCUCAACGUGUGACCUACUCCUUUUUACUCUUUAUCAGUAUUAUAGCUCAGAGCUCCCUCUCAGCAAGGCACACCCCAUUCUAACAAAAACUGUUGUUUUCUCCUCAUACUGGCAGAGAAAUUGGAUGGAUAGGCCAUGAAAGCUGACAUCAGCUGCAGGGUUCGACUGCCCUCUGGUGGCAAACAAGUCAAAUUAGCAGAAACGUUCUAGCACUAGGGCAAGUAGUAGCUACCUUUGAAGAAUCAAUUCUAAUCCCAAAACUAUGCACUGUGAAACAUUUUCAUCCUCAUCCAAGGAUAGGAAAUAUACAAGAUGAAGCCUGUAACUCAAAGCACUCUUCUUGUCCUCACGAAAUUUAUUUUACUUUCUCCUCCUGUAUAUGCCCUAUCUGCUAGACGGUUAGGUAUUCCAAUACCUUCCAAGCUUUCACUUCAAAAUUCAAACAAGUUAGUAAGACAUGACCCCAGUUAAGUCACCAGAUUUGAAAUUUGGGGCUAAGCUUCCAUACUUUGUGGGAUGGCCAUUGCCGAUGAGCAUUUUCAAAUGCUUACUGGGCUCUAUUGUAGGAGAAAGGAGUAGGGCAUUAUUUAUUAAUUUGCAAAGCUUUAAACUUUCCUGCAAACAAAGUAUAAUAUAUAGUAAAUAAAGCAUGUUGUAAAAGGCAA